GCUAAACCAUAUAUCCACUACAUAUAUGCACUUUAUAUUUCAACUCUAAGUAGUCUUCCACCACUUCAAUUAUACACCUUAUAAAUCAAAAUACCUAUCUCAAUCAUGAAGUAUACUACUAGUAGUACUAGCUUAUAGCUAGCUAUAUAUUCAUUGGUUAUGGAUUGGUUCUCAUGGUUGUCAAAAACCAACCUAGACCCUUUUCAACUCUACGAGUAUAGCCUCACUUUCACCCGCAAUGAGCUUCAAUUACAAGACUCCAUCCACUUCAACCACGAGUUUCUUCAAAGCAUGGGAAUUUCAAUAGCCAAACACAGGCUAGAAAUUCUCAAUCUUGUCAAGAACCAAAAUGAAAAAGUUCCAAAAAACAGUAAUAGACUUUCGGGGGUUAUCAAAAAGUACCUAAAGAAGUGUCUUAGCAAGAUCAUUUUCAAUGAAGGAAAAAAAGAAGCAAAAGACAUGAACAUGAUGUCAUUGCAAAGAGAGCAAAGUUGGAACCAAGGGAAAUGGAGAAGAGCAUUGGUGAGUGAGGAACUCAAAGGUGAAAAAGGUAUGCAUAGAAAUAGGAAAAUAGCAUUUUCAGGGCCUUUAGAUGGAAGAAUGCAUAGUGAGAAAAUGGUAAUUAGCAACAAAAAAAUGUUGAAAUUUUCUGGUCCUCUUGAUGGAAAAUUGAAUUCAAAAAUGGUUUACACUAAUAGAAGUCCAGUGAGAAAAAGACCUAUUGAUGGAAGGUUUAUGGACACUACAAGGAGUCCAAGAUUUUCAGGGCCAAUAAACCAAAUUGAUUUUCAAAGUCCUUACAACAUGACAAGAGAUGAUUAUGAUUUUGAGGAUUCUGUAUUGUGGCGUGCAUUGUUUGACGAUCUUAAACCAACUUGAUUUCUAUUUUGAAGCUUGCUUUUUUGACAUCCAUCGUUUCCUAGAAAUACAUGGAAAUGACCAAAAAACUCAACUAUAGUUAAAUACCGCCGGAGGUAGUUUCGUAACUUCCAUCUGGUAUUAGAAAGUUUUUGAUGUUAGAAAAGCAAUUUUCUUCUAUUUUUCUAGGUUUAUUGUGACACGAAUGUUUUCUUAUGCAAAAUGAUUGUUUUAUUGCAAUAUUUCUUUCCUUUGGUGC
This is a messenger RNA of Medicago truncatula (barrel medic), 1117 nucleotides long. RefSeq lists its product as uncharacterized. NCBI's taxonomy places the organism in Eukaryota, Viridiplantae, Streptophyta, Magnoliopsida, Fabales, Fabaceae. Gene Ontology annotation, molecular function: protein binding. The transcript has a single exon. Bases 160 to 879 code for a protein of 239 amino acids. The record is from RefSeq and is a predicted model, not a curated record.